Sardina pilchardus (European sardine) is the source of this 2985-nucleotide messenger RNA. It is a transcript of the gene adam28, whose product is annotated as ADAM metallopeptidase domain 28. Gene Ontology annotation, cellular component: plasma membrane. The transcript is spliced from 22 exons. Gene Ontology annotation, molecular function: metalloendopeptidase activity. Gene Ontology annotation, biological process: proteolysis. Lineage: Eukaryota; Metazoa; Chordata; Actinopteri; Clupeiformes; Clupeidae. Bases 73 to 2352 code for a protein of 759 amino acids. The record is from RefSeq and is a predicted model, not a curated record.
AAUGGCAUGCAGGUAGACCAUAAAGGCCUGGGACGAUCUCUCCAGUUUCAGUAGCUUGUCCACCCACUGACAAUGGCAAGCAAACGUGUCCUGUUGUGGAUUCUUUCGCUGGCUGCUUCACUCGAUCCCUCAGUUUGCACAGAGUUUAAUGGGGUGAAGGUGUAUGACGUGGUCCGGCCAAUCAGACUUCACAGCCUGAAAAAGAGGGCAGUGGAGUCCUCAAGGCCUGAGGUACUGAAGUAUGGGAUGACAUUACAAGGAAAGGACAUCGAGUUAAACCUGGAGCGGAACCAGGGUAUUUUGACAAAGGAAUACAGUGAGACAUACUAUACUGAAGACGGCACACCAGUCACCUCUGCUCCUGAGGACUUGGACCACUGCUACUAUCAAGGGAGCAUUGUCAACGACAGUGAAUCCAUGGUUAGCGUUAGCACCUGUGAUGGCCUCAGGGGAUAUAUCCAGACAGCAGAACAGAAGUACUUGAUUGAACCCAUGACGGAGGAUAAAGAUGGAGACCAUGCAGUUCUAAAGUUUGAUGAUGUUCACGACAAACCAAUGACGUGUGGAGUCACCAACACCAGCUGGGAGCCGGAGUACCCUGCCAAAACCAGCAGAGCCCGAUCCCGUGGGGCUAGACCAUCAUUACUCCAGCAGCAGAAAUACGUUGAGCUCUAUCUUGUAGCAGACAACAGAGAGUAUAUACGCAUGAAAAAAGACAUGUCGGAAUUGAGGAAACGAAUAUUUGAGAUCAUCAAUUUUGUUAAUGGGGUAUACAAGCCUCUCAACACCUUCAUUGCCUUGACUGGACUGGAGGUGUGGACAGACCGUGACAAGAUAUCAGUGACCUCACCGUCAGGGGCCACCUUGGACGCUUUCACCAAGUGGAGGAACUCUGACCUGAAGAAAAGAAAGCGCCAUGACAAUGCUCAAUUGAUAACGGGUAUUGACUUUGAUGGAUCAACAGUUGGACUGGCCUUCAUUGGAACACUGUGCUUCGAUCACUCCACUGGGGUUGUCCAGGAUCAUAACAAUCGGGCGAUUGCAGUUGGAGCAACACUAUCACAUGAAAUGGGACACAACUUCGGAAUGAGCCAUGACACAAGUUCCUGUGUCUGCCCAGACAAAUCCUGCAUAAUGGCUGCAGCCCUAAGCUAUACCAUCCCUCAGAAAUUCAGCAGCUGCAGCAGUAACGGCUUCAACGACUAUCUGAACAACCGCAACCCCGAGUGUGUGCUGAACAAGCCGGACUACAAGGAGCUGGUGACGGAGCCGGUGUGCGGGAACGGGUUUCUGGAGCGAGGGGAGCAGUGUGACUGUGGCACGCUGGUGGAGGAGGAAUGCACCAACCCAUGUUGCAAUGCCACCAACUGUAGACUAAAGGAAGGGGCUCAGUGCGCUCAAGGGGCCUGCUGUGACGAGGACUGCAGGAUCAUGUCCCCCAACAGAGAGUGCAGACCCAAGUACGAUGACUGCGAUCUGGCGGAGUACUGCACCGGCAAAUCUACCGAGUGUCCAGAGGACGUCUACACCGUGAAUGGCCUCCCGUGUGAUAAUGGGAAAGGCUACUGCUACGAUGGCCAGUGUCCUCAGAGGGAGGAUCAGUGUGUCCAAAUGUUUGGAGGAACUGCACGAGUGGGCAGCCAAUUCUGCUUUAACCAGAACACGAGGGGGGUGUACUAUGGCUUCUGCAAGAGGCCUAGCACAGAUGUGUAUCAGCCAUGCCAGAAAGAGGACAUAAUGUGUGGGAAGCUGUUCUGUCAUGGCGGCAAUGGCAGUCCAAAUUACGGUCGACUGGUGGCCUUCAAGGAAUGUAAAGCAACAUUCUAUGGUGACCCUGACAGCGACCGUGGACAGGUGGAUACAGGCACCAAAUGUGGAGACGGAAUGGUAUGCAGUCAGAAUCAGUGUGUGAACCUUGAGACAGCCUACAAAGCAGUCAACUGCUCAGCCAAGUGCCCUGGGAAUGCGGUGUGCAAUCACAGAUCACAGUGCCAGUGCGAGCCAGGGUGGCUUCCACCAACCUGCGACUCAAAGGAUCCAAGCUGGCAGCUCUCCAGAGGGGGUACAAUAGCCAUCGCAGUAGUUUUCUCCCUUUUGGGUCUGAUCAUCGUGAUUGGGAGCAGUGUUUUCAUGUGGAAACGAAGACAAAACUCUUUACCUGGUCUCUCAGCCCAGAAGAGCCAACCUGUUUUUGGGCGCCAGCCAGUGAAGACGCCUAAGCCCAACGCACAAGCAACACAACGGCCUACCACUAGACCACCACCUCCUCCCCCCUCUGGUGGCCGGAAUAGACCUCUGCAGCCCAAUUUCAUGGCAGCACGAGAGGCUCUGCGGCCGCCGCCUCGAGUAUGAUCUACAGUAUCAGGAGAUAAGCACAAGUGAAGAGGAGUGUGUGUGUUUGCUCCAAGUUCACAACUUCUGUCUGUUUGGACUGAAAGGUUUGGUAAACACCAACCACAAGAUCUAUGUGCACUAGAAACGAACAUGGAAUGGCCUGGGAAGAGCCAGCAGGUGCAAUGUUUCAUGUCCACUCUAUAAUAGGGUGUGGCAUGAUUUUUUUUUAAUAGCCAUACACUGUAUGAAACAGUUUUCAUUGCCAUAUUUGAAUGUGCAAGUCUGUUUGUGUGUGUGUGUGUGUGUGUGUGUGUGUGUGUGUGUCUCUGUGUCUGUGUGUGUAUGAAUGGGUUGAAAUGCCAAAUUGAGCCUUAGUAUGGCAUGUCUAUGCCUUUCAAUGGUUACUUGAGAUUUUUGCAGCUUCAUAAGAUAUUAAAUAAAUAUUGUGUAUACUUUUUAAUUGUACAUAGAUGAACUGAGAUUUCUCAUUUCCUCAGUAAAGUUAUCUGUAUCUGUAAAUUUGCUGUUUUAAGUACUACAUUGUACACUUAACAGAUUGUUACCAUUUCAUUGCUAUGUAAUGUUGUACAUACAUGGUUUAAAAGAGAACAUAUAAAGUGUAAAAAUAUUAAUAAAACACACUAAAAUACC